Messenger RNA from Chelmon rostratus (copperband butterflyfish), 1774 nucleotides. RefSeq names its product G protein-coupled receptor 25 (gene gpr25). The record is from RefSeq and is a predicted model, not a curated record. Gene Ontology annotation, molecular function: G protein-coupled receptor activity. Gene Ontology annotation, cellular component: membrane. Gene Ontology annotation, biological process: immune response; G protein-coupled receptor signaling pathway. The transcript has a single exon. Bases 108 to 1235 code for a protein of 375 amino acids. NCBI's taxonomy places the organism in Eukaryota, Metazoa, Chordata, Actinopteri, Chaetodontiformes, Chaetodontidae.
AGGAAGAGAGCUGAAAUAGCAUCUGUAUUUUUCUCUGUGGUUUUCACAUGUAAUAUCAAGAAGCUACCCAGCAGCUGCACUGCAGAGCCUCUCUGUGAUCUCUCAGAAUGGACACCUACGCUGAUGAUCAAUCUUACGAUUACUACAGUUACAGCGAGAACGUUACUGAUGACGGAUUAUUUUCUUUUAAUAUCACAAUGGAUUGUCCCAGGUCCCAUCUCCAUGGCUCCAACAUCUUCCUGCCCAUACUGUAUUACAUCAUCUUCUUCACAGGCUUUUUUGGCAACCUCUUUGUAAUCUCAGUCGUGGGCAUAAAUGGUAGGAGAGGUGGGCGUCUGGUGGACACAUUUGUCGUCAACCUGGCCCUGGCCGACCUCGUUUUUGUCCUCACACUGCCUCUGUGGGCCAUCUCUGCCAGCCAGAACGGCUACUGGGACUUUGGGCGAACUGGGGACCUGCUGUGCAAGCUGAGCAGCUACAUCAUUGCUGUGAACCGCUUCUCCAACAUCUUCUUCCUCACCUGCAUGAGUGUUGAUCGUUACCUGGCUGUGGUGAAACUGAUGGAUUCCAGGUACCUCAGGAGCAGUCGGUGCAUUCGUGCCACCUGUGCUGCAGUGUGGUUGAGCUCCCUGGUGCUCGGCAUCCCAUCCCUGUUGUACAGAAGAGUGGAGCUGUUUGGUGAUGGACUGUCCUGCGUGGAAGAUAACAACUCAUCUUUUUUUCUUGGCCUGAGCAUGACCAUGGCAUUACUCACCUUUGUUUUACCUGUGUUGAUCAUCGUGCUCUGCUAUGGCACCAUUAUCCUGCAUCUCAACAAGCACUGCGUGGCUGCUGCAAAUCCUCGAGCUGAAGCCCGUCGCAGACACUCCCUAAAGAUGGUCCUCUCGAUCAUAGUGGCCUUUGUGGUGUCCUGGCUUCCCUUCAACAUUUUCAAAGUCAUCGUAAUUGGCUCGCAGCUCUUGAAUGUUGAUCUGAGCUGUGAAGCUCAGUCGUGGCAAAGAAACGGGCUCAUCAUCUCAUGCUGCCUGGCCUUCCUCAACAGCUGCGUGAAUCCAGCCAUUUAUUUUUUCCUGGACCACCACUUCAGACGACGGGCAGAGAUCCUGUACAAGACCUGCAUGGGAAAGCCAAAGCCACUGCAGAGCCACAACUCUUCAGCUUCAUUCACCAAUGUUGGCACUUCAGAGAGCUUUGGAGCAACUGGUGGGAGAACUCAGGUUCAGAUGUUUGAUUAGGAGAAGAAGACACAAGGUAGUAAAAUUAUUGUCUGUUCCUCUUUAGGCUCUAUCGGACAACUUGUCAUUCUCAUUUUCAUAAUGAGUGUCUUUUGCAAAUUUUUCUGCAGAGAUGUUUAGAUAUGACAUAAAACCAGAUACAUGGCAAGAAAACAUGGCAAGCGCUGUGGCCUGAUUUUGUUCUGUUCCAGCUGGUACAAUGAUGGGGGGGGGGGUUUGUCAUAUAUUCCCUUUUUCUAAUAUUCUGCAAGUAUUAAACCUGCUGUUUGUACCUAUCAUUGUACGCCAUAUAGUACAGCGGUGAUGUAUGAGUAUUCACUCAUACCUUUUGUUUGUAUAAAAAUCCUCCACAUUUUGCUCCAUUACAGUACAAUUGCAUUAAUUUACAGGUUUAAGCAUAAUUUUAAAAUGUGUGCAGUAACUGAUACGUUGCGUUUGUUUAUGAAUUGUUUGAUAUUUCAAAGGCAACGGUGUAUGAAUAAUUUUACAAAAUGUCAUGAAAUAUAUGUAUGGCUGCAUUUCAAAAAUAAAAUUUUGUA